Messenger RNA from Zingiber officinale, 1509 nucleotides. RefSeq names its product probable protein phosphatase 2C 25. Gene Ontology annotation, biological process: protein dephosphorylation. The record is from RefSeq and is a predicted model, not a curated record. The transcript is spliced from 4 exons. Bases 231 to 1376 code for a protein of 381 amino acids. Gene Ontology annotation, molecular function: protein serine/threonine phosphatase activity; cation binding. NCBI's taxonomy places the organism in Eukaryota, Viridiplantae, Streptophyta, Magnoliopsida, Zingiberales, Zingiberaceae.
AUUGCUCUCCCCUCCCCGUAUUUCUGACUCCCGUCGUUGAUCGCCUCGCUUUCCCAUCUCGCCUCGGGCCCCUAAUUCGAUCGCCCGAGCACCUCCAAGAACCCUAAUUUCUCAAGGAUCCCUAUGAGCGUGCGUGAUUCAAGCCUGAUCAAACGUUGGGUUUCGGGUUGAGAGUAGCUUGAAGAGCUGCUGCGGCGACGUUAAGGGAUCCUCUGCGGAGGAAAUGAGGGAUGUUCUCAUGGAUGGGGAGGAUUGCGGAGGCAUGCUGGGGCCCAGUCCGGCGGUACGCGCGUAUGAGGAAGGAUGACGAUGACGAUGACGACGCAUUGCUGUGGUCGAAGGACAUCGGGCGGCACGCGGCUGGGGACUUCUCUUUUGCUAUAGUCCAGGCUAACGAGGUUCUCGAGGACUACAGUCAGGUCGAGAUCGGGAGAGACGCCAUAUUUGUGGGGGUCUAUGAUGGUCAUGGCGGGGCCGAUGCUUCUCGCUUUAUCUCGAACCAUCUCUUUCUUCAUCUCAUGAGGUUUGCUCAAGAAUUUGGAACCAUUAAUGAGGAUGUAGUCAGGAGUGCAUUUUCUGCAACUGAGGAAGGUUUUCUUGCUCAUGUUCGGAGAACAAGUCAAAUAAAACCUCUAAUUGCUGCUAUGGGCUCAUGUUGUUUGGUUGGUGUAAUAUGGAGAGGAAAGCUCUAUCUGGCCAAUCUUGGAGACUCGCGGGCUGUUGUUGGUUACUUAGGAAGGUCAAAUAACAUUAUUGCUGAGCAGCUGACACGGGAUCAUAAUGCUGCUAUGGAAGAGGUGAGACAAGAGCUUAGAUCUCUUCAUCCAGAUGAUUCAAACAUUGUGGUCCUUAAGCAUGGAGUAUGGAGAAUUAAAGGCAUAAUUCAGGUUUCAAGAACUAUAGGGGAUGCAUACUUGAAGAAACCAGAAUUUGCUUUAGAUCCAUCCAUUACUCGUUUCCAUCUCACUGAACCUCUAUGCCGGCCAGUUUUAACUGCACAACCAUCAACAUACACACGAGCAAUUCUUCCUCAAGAUAAGUUUGUAAUAUUUGCUUCUGACGGGCUCUGGGAGCACCUUAGCAACCAACAAGCUGUUGAAAUCGUCCAUGAUCAUCCAAGAGAAGGAAUAGCAAGGAGACUGAUCAGGACUGCAUUACAGGAGGCUGCUCACAAGAGAGAAAUGAGGUAUGCUGAUCUCAAGAAAGUCGACAAGGGAAUUCGCCGCUUCUUCCAUGAUGACAUUACAGUCAUUGUUGUCUACAUAGAUCAUGAAUUUUUGCUGGGACCAAAGGCUUCUGUAGCAGAGUUAUCGAUCCACGGGUUUGCUGAUGCCAUUGGGCCUUCAAAUUUUUCGAUGUUGGAUGGGACAAAUUGAAAAGAUUUUACUGCAUGAUAGGGCCGCAUUCUGUUAAAUUUAGUCUUAUUUGGUUACUUUGUUGUCGUUUGCUUGUAUCGCAGUGGACUUGGUUCGAUAUCUUUGAUCUUUCUAUUUCAAGCUGUUUUGUUCA